This is a messenger RNA of Penicillium pulvis, 837 nucleotides long. RefSeq lists its product as uncharacterized. Lineage: Eukaryota; Fungi; Ascomycota; Eurotiomycetes; Eurotiales; Aspergillaceae. The transcript is spliced from 3 exons. The coding region runs from base 1 to 837 and encodes 278 amino acids. The record is from RefSeq and is a predicted model, not a curated record.
AUGUCUAACGAAUACGCCCUGGAGCGCACACACGGCCAAGAAACGGUGAUGAUCCACGCCGCCGACCUGUAUCUCCUGGAAAAUUGGAAAGAUGACCCUACUAUUUCAGACGAAGCCCAGCGCUCAGCAAUCUUUGGCAAGUGGCUAAAUAUUGGCUCGUGUGGCCGCAUGCCCUAUAGUGACCAACUAGAGGACAUGUGGGGGACUGAUGAGGACAUCACAAAGGGCGAGAAGGAUUUACUCUCUCGUGUCCGGAAUCCGUUGGAUCGACAGGGGGUCAGCUAUACACGUCUUGUCCGCACUUUCUACGGCGACCAGUCGGACAUAGUCUUUCCCGAGCUAAUCACCCAGAGCGAGUACGACGGGGCUAUCUUCGAUAAUGCCACGCUAUACGACGCGGGGUCGGACGAUGGCCUACAGUCGCUGCGCGGUAUAUUAACCCGUAUCCCGCAAAUUCUUGAAGCGACGGCAGUUUCUGCCUUUAAAUAUGAAAUUCAAAGGCGAGAAACCCUAGAGAAGGCCACAGGAAAGGAUAACCAUAAUAUUGAAUUCCAUUUUGAGAUGGCUCACCAGGCAGCUAGAUGGUGCCACUUGCUCAUUUACGAUAAGGAGGCUUAUGACAGCCCGGGGCAUGUUCUGGUGAUGUAUCUUGACGAUCGUGGCAGGGUCCUACGUUACUCCCGGCUGCUAGACGGGACCGAGGAUUUGCAGGCUAUUGAUGGUAUGUUGUUAUCGGGUCAGGAUAUCAUGCAUGGGUGGUGGGAAGAUGGCCGCUACGGCGAGGAAUGGGAGCCCCAGCAACUUGCUAAGCGACGGGCCGAGGUUGAGCAUGUCUAA